AUUUAUCCAUAAUGGAAGUGGACGUCGGAAUGUUCCGGAUCAUGUCUUUUGCCAUAUAGAGCAGAAUGGUCAUUAUGAACAACCGGCUAUAUUACCUUCUGAAAAUUAUGAGAUUGAUCAAUGGGAAAUUUUUAGAGUUUCCAAAAAAGAUCCGGAAGCUUUAGAUAUGGAAUAA
This is a messenger RNA of Racocetra persica, 175 nucleotides long. Lineage: Eukaryota; Fungi; Glomeromycota; Glomeromycetes; Diversisporales; Gigasporaceae. The record is from the annotation of a GenBank genome assembly.